Molecule: messenger RNA, 516 nt
Organism: Helianthus annuus (common sunflower)
Lineage: Eukaryota; Viridiplantae; Streptophyta; Magnoliopsida; Asterales; Asteraceae
Exons: 3
Coding region: 1-324 (107 amino acids)
Source: RefSeq, a predicted model, not a curated record
AUGUAUAAAGCCCCUUUUUGGCUCAUUUUGGGCAGAAUUCUCUCUCAAGUUAGAGAGAGAAAUAAGAGAGAGAGAGAACUAGAGAAAGAGGGGUGGCCGGUGGCGGCGAUUCGCGGUGGCCGGUGGUGGCCGGAGGUGAUCGGACUUGUGAGAUUCAACCUGGAACCAAUUAUCGAUGCUACGAACGCAAUGAAUGAAAGGAUAGGAAUCACAUUAGCAUGGACUCAAACGCGGAAGGCUACAGGUCAAGAAGAUGCAAGGAAACAAACACGAAUACAGACGCUUGAGGUAUCGCUCGUGUUUCCGCUACCAUUAUCGAAAUGACGUGGGCUUAGUUCGAGUUGAGAUCAAGGAUUGUACGGGGUAGAAAGGUCACAUAGUCUGACUCAUAUAGGUCUUGAAGCAUUACUGUUAUAAAAAGCUGUAAAUCCGUUUUAAUGAUUAUAUGGCAUUUCGUACUCGAAACUUCAUGUGAUAGAUAUGUCUAAUUAAGAACAAAUUUUUGGGUUCAUAUUC